AUGGACAGAAAGCACAGUAUCAGGAAAGAACAUACGACCAGACUUGGUCUUCCCGUAGAUGAAAAAUGUGAAGGACACGGAGUUCAAAGUGAACCAUCGAUGUAUUUAAAAACUCCGCGCAUGGAAGGAGAAAAUGAAACGGGAAUAUCUGGCAUCCAGCGCGAUAGCGCCUGGUCGGCUCCAGGGAGCUUUCGACGCUGCCGAGCUUCAGAUGAAACCCUGGAAGGCUCCUGGUCCUGA
Messenger RNA from Gongylonema pulchrum, 240 nucleotides. NCBI's taxonomy places the organism in Eukaryota, Metazoa, Nematoda, Chromadorea, Rhabditida, Gongylonematidae. The record is from the annotation of a GenBank genome assembly.